Molecule: messenger RNA, 3558 nt
Organism: Nymphaea colorata (pocket water lily)
Lineage: Eukaryota; Viridiplantae; Streptophyta; Magnoliopsida; Nymphaeales; Nymphaeaceae
Product: pentatricopeptide repeat-containing protein At1g71210, mitochondrial
Exons: 2
Coding region: 189-2909 (906 amino acids)
Molecular function (GO): protein binding
Source: RefSeq, a predicted model, not a curated record
AUUUUUCUAGUUACAUCCAUCCAUAAUUUUCAUAUAAUCACUAUAUUUCGCUAGAGUUUGGUGAGUUUAUGGAAGCAGUGAAAUAAUGAAUAGUAAUUAGUAAUUACGGCCGCCCUUCUGCCGGAGGGUCCUUCUUCUAUGUCAUUCGUUUCCUCCCAUCGUUCGAUUCAGCUGCGGCGCGUCAAAGCAUGUUGGUAUUGCUCCGCUCAACCAGGCGGAGCAGCUCCUCCUCCUCCUCUCUCCGCCAUGGAGUCCUCCUCGUCUUCCUACCCCUACCGGCUGGAAGCCUUCCUCCUUCCUCUCUCCCUCCCCCAUUCUAUCUCCAUACGUCACCUGCCACGCUCCCCAAGAUCGUUCCCCCCUUCCUGCCGCUGGGUCCCGUCGAGCGGAAGAAAAUGGUCGACUCCAUCAGCAACUGGUUCAAGUCCGGCACCGUUCCGGCUGCUCCGCGCCCACUCUGGAAGUGGACUGUGGAUGCCGACGUCGAUCGAAUCUGCGGCGUCCUCGCCCUCGGAGAGGUCGGCAUGGACAGCGCCCUUUCAGCUCUCGGCGUCAGACUGAACGAGGAGUGCGUACUCAAGGUGCUGAGGGCGCAGAGGGAGGUCCUCCCGGCGCUCCAGUUCUUCGACUGGGCCGGCCGGCAGAGGGGCUACCGCCAUUCACGCAACUGCUACCACGCCAUAUUCAAGAUGCUCUCGCGCGCAAGGCUGAUGACCGUGAUGCUCGAUUGGCUCGAGCGGUUCUCCAACCGGCGCCCGGAUGUCUUCGUCGUCCGGUUCCACGACACGCUGGUCAUGGGUUAUUCGAUUGCCGGCCGCAUCGACGUCGCCCUGCAGAUCUUCUCCCGGAUGCGGUUCCAGGGGAUUGACCUCGACGGCUUCGCGUACAACGUCCUGCUCAACUCUCUCGUGGAGGAGGGCUCCUUCGACGUUUUCAACGUCAUAUCGAAGCAGGCCGGCGCCCGCGGGCUCCGCAAUUCGAUCACCUCCUGCAUCCAGAUCAGGUGCCUCUGCAAGCAAGGGAAGUUCGAUGACGCGAAAGAAUAUCUCCGCGGGCUCGGGGACGCCGCCAACGAGAGCGUGGUGUCUGUCCUCAUUGAUGGACUCUGCAAGGCCCACAAGCACGCCGAGGCGGAGCGGCUGGUGAGGGAGUUCCGGGACGCGGGGAAGUUGUCGAGGUCGUUGACUUGCACGACGUGGAUAGUCGACCUGGUCAGGGAGGGGAAGGUCGGGAUCGCCAUGGACAUCUUCCGACGGAAUGGCCGUCUGGGGACCGGCGAUUUUCCGGGCCUGAGCUGCUACAACGCACUAAUAUGCGGGCUUCUGAAGGAGAGCAGAUUGGAGGACGUUUAUGACCUCCUGAUCGAGAUGAGUGAGAGGAACAUCGUGCCCGAUUCUUACACAAUGAACGCGACCAUUGGGUUCUUUUGCAAAGCCGGAAUGGUGGAUGUGGCGAUCGAGUUGUUUGAUGAUAGGUUUGCUGUUGGGCUUUCCCCAAAUGAUUAUUCUUACAACCAAUUGAUCAAUGCUUUGUGCGAGAAUUCGAGGAUCGACGACGCGUUCCGAGUCUUGGAGGAUGGGCUGAAACAAGGAUACUUCCCUGGGAAAUGGACGUUCCACAUACUGGGAGAAGCUCUGUGUAGGAACGGGAAGUUGGAGAAGAUGUUCAGCUUGUUCGACGCGGCCCUCGAGCGUCAUAUUGUGCCAAGUCACGGCAUCUGCUCGAGAUUCAUUGCCGCUUUGUGUCGGGCUGGGCGGGCGGAUGAUGCCUAUCUUCUGUUCACUAAGCUCAAAAAGCCUGAGAACGAUGAUUAUAUGUAUACUUAUUCUGAUUUGAUUUAUGGGUUCAGUGCCAUUAAUAGAGGGGAAACGGCUUCCAGGUUGCUUCUGGAAAUGGUAGUCAACGGCCAUUCCCCAAGUCGCGGAGUGUACAAAGCCGUUAUAUAUUGCUUAUCAGAAGGAGGUAACCAAGACAAAGUUCUGAAAUUCUUAGAUGUUAUUCGAAAUUCUUGUCAAACUGUUAAUCUUCGUCAUGUUUAUAAUUCUUUGAUUGAUGGUGCGGUCUCCGUUGGGCAGCCUCAUUUAGCUAGCCAAAUUUUUGAAAGGAUGUUAGCAGACGAUUGUAGUCCUAAUUUAGACACUAAAAUUUCCAUGCUGCACUGUUAUUUAAGGAGGAGGAGGAUAUCCGAUGCCAUAAAUUUCUUCGUUGAUCUGUUAGAGAAUCAAGAACCAAGUGCGAAAUUGUACAAUGCCAUGAUUACAGGGCUCUGUGAAGCGAGUAAGAUAGAUAUGGCAUUGUUGUUUUGGAAGGAAGCGAGGGAGAAGGGGAUAGUUCCGAAGCUUGACAGUUAUGAAGCGCUCAUACAUGUGCUUUGUGAAACUCAAAAGUACCACAUUGUUGUAGAGGUUCUGAAGGAUUUUGAACAAGCAGGUCGUUCACCAUCUUCUUAUAUCUACAAUAUUCUGUUGUGUCAUGCUUUGAAGUCUGUGGAACUAACGCGAGCAUGGUUCAAGUCGGCUGGCGGGGACUUGCAAAUGGGUGUCACAACAUUCUGCAGGUUCUUUAAUGCAUUUGCUACUGGGGAUGGUACGAAGGGGUUACCAAUACUUUCGGAGAAUUUGGGAGAGUUGAUUGAAGAGCUUUUCCCUGUCAACACCAUUACGUACAACAUGUUGCUGCGUGCUCUUUGUAGAGAGGGAAAGGUUGACGAUGCCUGUAAUUGGGUAAACAGAAUGAGGGAAAGUGGACAUCCUCCCAACAUGUGGACGUACGACAUACUCAUAAAUGGUUUUCGGAGAUAUGGCAGGCUUAGGGACGCUGAGGUAUGGAUGGAUGAAAUGCUUCAGAAGGGAUAUAACCCAUGUCUGAUUGAUUCAUAUAGGAGAUACCGAGUACUGGAUCAGCAGUAGCUAUCUUGUGGUAAUCAUACUCUGAGAUUUAAGCUGCUAUGGUGCUGCCACCCUUCUGUCUAGUCAGACGAUGGGAGGAAAGCUCACAUGCAUGAAUUGGGCAUAUGGCCCUGAACCCAUGGUCUGAGCAGAGUUAUAUCUGUGGGUUUGUAAAUGCUGAGGAAGUUGACAUUUUCUCCUUCCCAUUUAAAUGCUUCAAUGAUCAACAACAGCGCCAUUGCAAUUACUCAGUUUCAGAUACUCCAGUUGCUCCCCUCUUAUUCUUCAGCCACUGCCUUCAAGAUUAACAUGUUUCCAUUGAAUGUAUUUGAGAUGCUAUUGAAUACUCGAAAUGAUACUGAGGGAGGUGUACUGCUUUGGUUUCUUCGACUUAAUAGCAUAGCCCUGUAGCUUUCCUUUUUCCACUGGAAUGCAUAUCAGGGCUGAUUUUGUUCUUCUGUAAUUACUGUUUAUCACAAGUCCAUAUUUUUUCAGGUUUACAAGAAGCAACUUUGUAUAUUCACAUAAUAUUGGACGUGGAUCAUGCUACUUAUUUGCUUUUAGUGUUAUCCUUCUCUAUGUUGUAAAGCUGGAGAGCUUGAUGCCCUUGUCUGUAUACUUUAUGCUGAUGUAACACUACUUGUCCACUCAAUAAAGAUAAGUUGCAUAA